This is a messenger RNA of Pogoniulus pusillus (Red-fronted tinkerbird), 2619 nucleotides long. It is a transcript of the gene SEC22B, whose product is annotated as SEC22 homolog B, vesicle trafficking protein. Gene Ontology annotation, biological process: vesicle fusion with Golgi apparatus; endoplasmic reticulum to Golgi vesicle-mediated transport; retrograde vesicle-mediated transport, Golgi to endoplasmic reticulum. Gene Ontology annotation, cellular component: ER to Golgi transport vesicle membrane; endoplasmic reticulum-Golgi intermediate compartment; endoplasmic reticulum membrane. Gene Ontology annotation, molecular function: SNAP receptor activity. The coding region runs from base 109 to 756 and encodes 215 amino acids. NCBI's taxonomy places the organism in Eukaryota, Metazoa, Chordata, Aves, Piciformes, Lybiidae. The transcript has 5 exons. The record is from RefSeq and is a predicted model, not a curated record.
GUGGGACCGGACGUGGCAGAGGCCGUUUCCGGCCAGCUCCGUGGCAGGGACGGGCGGCGGGAGCGAGCGCAGCGCGGAGCGGCAGGCGGGCCGCGGCCGGGCGCGGAGAUGGUGCUCCUCACCAUGAUCGCCCGCGUGGCGGACGGGCUCCCUCUGGCCGCUUCCAUGCAGGAGGACGAGCAGUCAGGCCGCGAUCUUCAGCAAUACCAGAGCCAAGCGAAGCAGCUCUUCCGCAAGCUGAACGAUCAGUCUCCCACAAGAUGCACUCUGGAAGCAGGAGCCAUGGCUUUCCACUACAUCAUCGAGAAAGGAGUGUGCUACCUGGUCCUGUGUGAAGCUGGCUUCCCCAAAAAACUGGCCUUUGCAUAUCUGGAAGACCUGAAUUCAGAGUUUGAUGAGCAGCACGGCAAGAAGGUGCCAACAGUCUCCAGGCCGUAUUCCUUCAUUGAAUUUGACACCUACAUCCAGAAAACCAAGAAGCUCUACAUUGAUAGUCGGGCGAGGAGGAACCUGGGCUCCAUCAACACAGAGCUGCAGGAUGUGCAGAGGAUUAUGGUGGCAAACAUUGAGGAAGUCUUACAACGAGGAGAGGCACUUUCAGCUCUGGACUCCAAGGCCAACAACCUGUCCAGCUUGUCCAAGAAGUACCGCCAGGAUGCCAAGUACCUGAACAUGCGUUCCACCUAUGCCAAGCUGGCAGCCGUGGCUGUGUUUUUUAUCAUGUUGAUCGUUUAUGUGAGGUUCUGGUGGCUGUGAGCCAGCUGUGCUCAGGAAGAGGGAAAGCUGGUAGCCUGGCAGGUGUAUGUGUGCAGGACACUGUUCAUGGGGGAUGUGCAUUAGAAUCCACUCACCUUUACGGGAGUGUCCUCAAAUUGUUAGGUGACUCCUGACUACUACACCUCUUACUGAAGCCUAACAAUAGGUGUAAAGGCUUUUCCUCUGAGGCAGUUUGCACUAGGGUACUGCAGGGUUUGGCAUCUCUCAGUUCUGCCCCUCAACCCUUCCUGGGGCGAGCUCUGGGAGCAGUCAAUCAGUGCAGUUUAGCAUCAUCACCUCAAACGUCCUCCUGUUGAGUAGCUCUAGUGGGAACUGGACUCUAAUGAACAUUCCUUGUGUUGGCAAUGUUUGUUUUUUAGAAUCUGGGUCUGCAGUUGUUUUUCUUCCUUGUUUUUUAAAAACAAGACUCCCCUGUUUGAAGGCAAAUACUGCACUGUACAUAUAAAAGCUUUCACCUCUGUCUGAAUAGCUGUUGUUGAGUUUUCUGUGUCUGGCAUCUUGGCUUGUUACAUUUUAAAUUGCUUUAGAGAGAAAUGGAUGUUAAAUUAUGCCUUAAAAUACUUUGUCUAGUACUAGGAGGGGCAAUGAAAGGCUUCUAUGUUACUGAUUAUAAAUAAUUAAACUACAGAUUUGUAAGUGUCCACUUUCCCUCUCCUAAUAGCUGUGUAUGACAGUUUGUUUCUAUGUGAACAAGGUGUGUAAUUCAGUCCUGUUGGAGCAGGCACAGUCAACACUCUAGGUUCUUUUUUUUCCUUCUAUCUGCAGAUUCAUUACAUUAUUUCCUUUUUUAUAACUGUGCUUUCCUUCAAAAAUGUGUCAAAGCUGCCAGCAUUUCAUCUCUGGGAUGCUUGUUUUCUUCUUCUUCCCUUGUUCCCUCACAAAACAACCAAAAAAAAAACAAAGCCACACUCUGAAUGUUGGGGAAAAAAAGGUAAUGCUUCCUUAAAGAACACUUUAACUUUACCUGAAUGAAGCAUUCAAAAGGAUAACUUUAGAACAGGGAAUCCUUCGGAAACACCACCUUUUUCCCCCCCCCCUCUGGUCACCCUCUCCCUACCUCACUUGGGAAGCUGAAACUGUAGGUGAAGAAAAACUCAUUGUGGGACAAUAGUAUAUAGCUUCUUUCUUAUGGGCCAAUCUAUAGCUUUCCAGUUUAAUGUGGUUUUAUUUUCAGCUGUGUUGGUGUGGGUUUUUUUUUUUCCUUUGGUCCAUCUGUGCUAAGAAUAACAUUUUUACCAGUCAGCUUUUGGUUUUAUUUUGGUAGAAAAAAAAGAAACCCCAUAGCUCAGGCACUUUACUGCACUUAAGUGUCUGUCUGCCACUUGGUAGGAAGCAGGCAGUGCCACAGAAGGAACUUUUGGGACUCCCCAGCACCUUUAACAAGCACAUAAUCUUCUGUAGUUCAGGAACUAUAAACUGUGACCUGGAAGCAUUUCCUGCAACUAGGUGGGAAACAAGGAGCUGUUGUCCUGUCCAGCUUGGCACCAGGGCCUGGCAGGAAAGCAGUUAGCAUUUAUCCACCAAUAAGCCUAGCAAAUCUGAUUUGCUGUGUAGUCUAAAAAACAUCUGGUUUCUGCAUGAUGCCUCCAAGUGUUACUUUAUAGAUUGCUUUGUUACUAUUUUCAUCAUUAUUUUAAAUCAUUUUAAGUGGUGUCCUUAUCAGGUGAAUGUCCCAGUGAUGUAGGUCUGUGUAAUGUAGGUGCUGAGAGGUGAGCAGAUGCUGACUACUUGUGGAUUGUUGUGGUGGAGAGGAGUGACAUUUCUGCAGCGAAAGGUGGCCUGGUGAGCAGUUGCCUCCUGCAGCCCCGGUGUCAGCAGUGAAAUAAAUGCUUCUGAAAAAUC